AUGAAUAGACAUGGUUCUGAUCAUGCACCACUACAUCUUGAGUGUAGCAGCAAUGCACAUCCUAUUGUCAAAUCUUUUAAGUUUCUUAAAUUCUGGACAAAGAAUCAUACAUUUAUGGAGGUGGUAAGGGAGAAUUGGACUGCUGAUUUCUGUGAAAAUCCAUUCUAUGUAUUUCAUCACAAGUUAAAGAAACUUAAAAGAGCACUGGUUCAAUGGAGCAGGAGCACAUAUGGGAAUAUAUUUCAGCAGAUUGCCACUAUUGAAGAUACUAUAAAGGUGAAGGAGUUGGAGUUUGAAAAUAAUGCUUCAAGGGAGAAUAGAAUGUUGUUACAUCAAGCACAAGCUGAACUAACCAGAUUUUUACACUUGGAGGAAGGGAGGAAUAAACUAACUCUGAAAAGAAUACAAGAUCCUUCUGGUACAUGGUUGGAAAAUGAAGUAGAUAUUGGUUCUGAGGCAAUCAGGUUCUUUGAGUCACAGUUUAGUGAAGAAAAUUCAGGAGGGGAUUAUGCAUUGUUGAAAAAUAUUCCUAAAUUGAUAACUGAAGAACAACAAAAGAAUAUGGAAGAGUUUCCAUCUAAAAGUGAAGUAAAGAAUGCUGUGUUUUCACUCAAUGGGGACAGUGCUAGUGGGCCUGAUGGAUUCACAGGACAGUUUUAUCAGAAGUGUUGGGAGGUUAUCAAGCUGGAUGUGAUUCAAAUGAAUAGAUUGGCAAAAGUUCUUCCUAAUAUGAUUUCUCACAAUCAGACAGGAUUUGUGAAAGGAAGGAGCAUUGCAGAAAACAUAUUACUGGCACAGGAGAUCAUCAGAGAUAGUAACUUGAGAGCUAAACAUACUAAUGUGGUGAUCAAAUUAGACAUGGCAAAGGCAUAUGAUAGACUCUCCUGGAUUUUUUUGACUAAAGUAUUGAGACAAUUUGAGUUUGGAGAGGGGGUAAAGCAAGGUGAUCCACUUUCUCCUACAUUAUUCAUUAUAGCAGCAGAGGUCUUAACAAGGAGUCUGAAUAAGUUACAUGAGAAGCCAAGUUUCAUAGGCUAUGGAAUGCCAAAAUGGAGUCCUCAAAUCAAUCACCUAUCCUAUGCUGAUGACACAAUAUUAUUCUGUUCUGGGGAUGGAUAUUCUUUAAAGAAAAUGAUGAGGAGAUUGAGGAAUUAUGAGAAGGCUUCACGACAGCUGGUCAAUACUGAUAAAAGUUGUUACUAUGUUCAUCACAAGGUCUCAGCCAGAGUUAAUAGCAGGAUUAAAAGACAUACUAAGAUGAGACAUGGAUCCUUUCCUUUCACAUAUUUAGGCUGUCCUGUGUUUUAUGGUAGAAGGAGAUUGAUAUAUUAUGAGGAUUUGAUCAAAAAAGUGAUGAAAAGGAUUCUGUCUGGGCAAAACAGACUGUUAUCUUUUAGAGGUAGAUAUGUGCUGGUCAAUCAUGUGUUGCAAACCAUUCCAGUAUAUUUACUAUCAGCUAUGAAUCCUCCUUCUGCGGUGAUAAAGCAACUGCACAAGAUUUUCACCAAAUUCUUUUGGAGCAAUACAGUAGGGGUGAAAAGAAAACAUUGGGUGGCAUGGGACAAAUUAUGUCUACCAAAAGAUGAAGAAGGAAUUGGUCUUAGAUCACUAACUGAUAUAUCUAAUGCUUUAUUUGCUAAGUUGUGGUGGAAUUUCAGAUGUGGAAGAAGCUUAUGGGGUAGCUACAUGCUGAACAAAUACUGCAAGAAAUGGCAUCCUACAAUGCAUUGGAGAGAGGAGGAUCUCACAUAUGGAAGAAAAUGGUAA
Molecule: messenger RNA, 1767 nt
Organism: Lycium barbarum (goji berry)
Lineage: Eukaryota; Viridiplantae; Streptophyta; Magnoliopsida; Solanales; Solanaceae
Exons: 4
Coding region: 1-1767 (588 amino acids)
Source: RefSeq, a predicted model, not a curated record